AUGAGUUGGGAACAAUGGUGGCCUCAUGAUCCAGUUGUAAAAUCAGACUCACUUGAUCCUUAUCUUGUUAAAGUAGAAAAAAAUAAGGUUUAUUGGUAUUGCGCGUGCGGAUCGAGUAAAACUCAACCAUGGUGUGAUGGAGCACAUAGGGGAAUAGGAAUUAAGCCUUUGAUGUAUAUACCACAAACAAGCGGUUAUAGACUUUUGAGUGGCUGCAGACAAAGUACACAUUUGCCGCAUUAUGAUUUUUCCGAUUUAUGGGUUCGAGCAAAUAAGAAUGUCCCAAAGGCUGCCCUAUUUACAUAUGUUGCAUGCUUUUCAUUUGGUAUUAUGACAACAUGGUUAUUUCAUCCAUAA
Molecule: messenger RNA, 357 nt
Organism: Plasmodium vinckei vinckei
Lineage: Eukaryota; Apicomplexa; Aconoidasida; Haemosporida; Plasmodiidae
Product: CDGSH iron-sulfur domain-containing protein, putative
Exons: 4
Coding region: 1-357 (118 amino acids)
Cellular component (GO): intracellular membrane-bounded organelle
Molecular function (GO): 2 iron, 2 sulfur cluster binding
Source: RefSeq, a predicted model, not a curated record